AUGCCUGCUUUCUAUCGCGACGCUACGCCGUUCUAUCAGCGCGAUGUACACACUCCUUCUUCCAUCUCUCAUACUCACGGCAUCAAACUUGUUACGACGCCGGCGAUAUCGCCUUCAUCCGACAAUUAUUCUAUCAUUACGACUCCAGGCUCUCCACCUGGCCUCUCUCUAGCAUCCCUGGGCUCUUCACCAAGUCUCUCUUCGCUGGACAUCAACGAUUCCAUCAAAUCGUUCGAUGAACUCGAAUAUCCAUCGUCAGAGACUGACGAAUCUCCUGACGAGGGGGAGACGACGCAGGCUACAUGCAACGCCGUUGUUCCGGCUCCUACUCCUGGAACGGCUCUUGCAUACAUCACCGAUCUCCUGCGACAACUACAGGAGUCUCGCGAUCGAUCUUCUUCGUCCGGCACAUCACCCGAG
Molecule: messenger RNA, 420 nt
Organism: Punctularia strigosozonata HHB-11173 SS5
Lineage: Eukaryota; Fungi; Basidiomycota; Agaricomycetes; Corticiales; Punctulariaceae
Exons: 2
Source: RefSeq, a predicted model, not a curated record